This is a messenger RNA of Condylostylus longicornis, 882 nucleotides long. Its product is annotated as craniofacial development protein 2-like. The transcript has 2 exons. The coding region runs from base 1 to 882 and encodes 293 amino acids. The record is from RefSeq and is a predicted model, not a curated record. NCBI's taxonomy places the organism in Eukaryota, Metazoa, Arthropoda, Insecta, Diptera, Dolichopodidae. Gene Ontology annotation, molecular function: catalytic activity.
AUGCCUCGGAUAUACGAUGGAAACAACAGAUCACAGACCCGGAAACGUUUAAAAGGACAUGAUUUGAAAAUUGGUACAUGGAAUGUUCAGACUACGAUGAGACCUGGAAAAAUGAACGAAAUUGCAAGUGAAAUGAUGAAAAACAAUUUAGAUAUAAUAGCUUUACAAGAAAUAAGAUGGAUGGGAUAUGGAAAAAUAAAUAAACCCGAUUUCUCUAUAUAUUACAGCGGGGAUAAUUUUAGAUCUGGAAUGUGCGGCACAGAGGAAGCAAAUGAUGACGAAAAGGAUGAAUUUUACGAAGAAUUGAACAAUUUAUGUGAAGGAAUACCUGACUAUGAUACAUUAAUUAUAGCAGGUGAUCUAAAUGCGAAGAUUGGUAGGGAACGGUGUAUACAACAAGUGGCUGGAAGAUUUUCGUUGCACAAUGAGACGAAUGAAAAUGGAAGGCGUUUAUAUCAAUUUGCUAAUGAGAAUAAUCUAAGAAUAAGGAGUACAGCUUUUGAAAGAAAAAAUAUACAUAAAGGAACAUGGAAGGUUCCAGAAAGAAAUGUAGUGAACCAAAUAGAUCAUGUACUAAUAUCAAAGAGAUGGGCAACAUCAAUAAUUGAUGUGCGAACUUACAAAGGUGCAAAUUGUGACAGCAAUCAUUUUCUGGUCGUAUCAAAACUGCGACAGAGAAUCUCCAAUGUAGUAAAGCAGAAAGGAGUAAAAAGAAGAAAAUGGAAUACGGAUAAUUUAAAAAAUGAAGGUACAAAUGAGAAUUUCCGUAAUAUUGUAGAAAGAAGACUUGAAGGUGAAAUAAAUAACGCAAGAAGUAUCGAUGAAGAAUGGGAUCAGAUGGAAAAUGCGAUGAGGAGAACAGCAGAAGAAAUAGUAGGCUAA